GUCUACAGUGUUUUAGCUACCGUUUGGACUACUUGGUCUAGCAACAAGCUUUAGUAAUACAUUUCAUGUUGGCAGAUCGUCGUCAUGCUACUUGGACUUAGAUGCCGUCAUUUCUAACGAAAAUCAGUGCACGACCAGCAGUUCUACGAGGGACUCUAACUACACGGCAAUGGAGUCAAAGGAAGCAGUCAGUGUACCAUACUGAUAUUUCUUGUCCUGUCUCAGCUCAUAACGAAUGGGACCCUCUGGAGGUAUGUACAUUG
Messenger RNA from Geodia barretti, 263 nucleotides. The record is from the annotation of a GenBank genome assembly. Lineage: Eukaryota; Metazoa; Porifera; Demospongiae; Tetractinellida; Geodiidae.